Messenger RNA from Nicrophorus vespilloides, 1255 nucleotides. Its product is annotated as sulfotransferase family cytosolic 1B member 1-like. Gene Ontology annotation, cellular component: cytoplasm. Bases 94 to 1053 code for a protein of 319 amino acids. NCBI's taxonomy places the organism in Eukaryota, Metazoa, Arthropoda, Insecta, Coleoptera, Silphidae. Gene Ontology annotation, biological process: sulfation. The record is from RefSeq and is a predicted model, not a curated record. Gene Ontology annotation, molecular function: sulfotransferase activity. The transcript has 5 exons.
UUUUUUCAUAUUUAUUUAAUUAUUUGUUUAUAGACUUUGCCAAACGAGUAGAACUUGUUUCAGUUGUCUUCCAAAGUUCGAGCAAGUAUCAUCAUGGAAUUCAAGAGCGAUUCGGAAUUGAUUGAACUGCGAGACAGGUACGGUCUGAGCAGUGCGAGGAAAGGAUACGGAGAGUUCAAAGGUUACUCGCUUCCGGAGAGUUUUUCCAAGUAUCAGAAGGAAAUCGAAGAUCUAGAAGUCUACGACGAUGACGUCUGGGUCACCAGCUUCCCCAAAUCAGGGACGACAUGGACGGAAGAGUUGGUUUGGUGCGUUGCCAACGAUCUCGAUUUCGAAGCGGCCAAAGUCGAUCUGGACGAGAGGUUUCCGUUCAUCGAAUUCUGUGUAUUCUUCGGAAUGGACGAUCCCAACAACGCCGUCCCGUACGUCAGAAGAUCCUUGGAAUUUUUGAAGAGUAGGCCUCGACCGAGAUUCAUCAAAACGCAUUUACCUUGGGAAUUACUGCCGAAGCAGAUCAGAACUUUCGAGAGGAGACCGAAAAUAAUCCACGUGGCGAGAAAUCCGAAAGACGUCUGCGUCUCGUUCUACCAUCACGUCAGAUUCUUGGAGAACUAUUCGGGAGAUUUCAAUCUGUACGUUCAACUGUUUCUCAGAAACAAAGCCAACUACACACCGUUCUUCAAUAACAUCUUGGGAUAUUGGAACAGACGUUCUGAACCGAACAUCAUUUUCUUGAAGUACGAAGACAUGAAGAAGGAUCUUCGCAGUAUUUUGCUGCAAGUUACUAAGUUCCUAGGUUACGAAUUGAGAGAAGAUCAAGUGAAAACACUGCUUCAUCAUCUGAGUUUCGAAGUGAUGAAACACAACAAAGCGACGGAUCAUUCAACUGUUGCUGGGUUUUUGAAGAGUAAAGGUCUUCUGUUCAAUCCGGACGGUGAGUUUAUGCGAACCGGAACUUCCGGUUCGUUCAAAUCGGAAAUGUCGCCGGCGAUGAUCGAGUAUUUCAAUCGGUGGACGAAGGAGAACCUCGCAGGAACCGGUUUAGAAUUGUGAGGUUAUAACAGCAUUUGUUUUGAGAACAAAUGAGGAAUGAAAACGCUAUUGUGAUUUAUACUCAUGGCAACGAAUGAUAAUAAUGUGUAACAGCCUUCUAGUUUUUAGCUUGCAUUAUGUUAAUUAAAAGUUUUUAAGAAAAAAAUAAGAGUGUUCAUUAAUCUAGAAACUUCAGUGAAUAAAAUGAGCGUAAUUAUGUUUA